AUGAGUGUUGACAUGCUGUUUGUGGAUGCUGAUGCGACGGUUACCCAAGGAACUGUUGCUGCUACUCGUCAGCUCAGGUUCCGGGAUCGCCUCACUGAAGGAUCAGUGUAUACUUUGAGUGGGUUUGACGUUGUCCACAGUAGCCCCAACUUCCGUUUAUGUGAUGCUCCUCUGAUGAUACGGUUCAACGACGGCACAAGCUUUGACAAGAAAUUGAACCCUGAAAGACCCAUACCAACUGAGUCUUUCCGGUUCAUGCCGUAUAGUCGUUUGCUAGAACUUGCAAACACAGGGAAACAGCUUCCUGACAUAACUGGGGAGGUGAAUGCUAUCAGGAGCACGAUAACUGACCGCAUACCAGGAGCGCAGCGUGUCAUGCUUACUUUGCGUCUUGGGAGUGGGGAAAACGUUUGUGUCAGUCUGUUUGACUCUAUGGCGCUUGCGUUUCAUACCAAGUUUGACAACUAUAAGAAAGAGGCAAGAGCGGUCAAAGUCACAAGCAUUAAUCCAAAGAUUGUUGGUGGUCGUCUUUUCUUGAAUGCUACUUCCGGAACCCAUCUCUACUUUGACUGUGAUACAACUGCCAGCAAAGAAGUCUUUGACACAAUGCCAGGUGAAGGAACAGACGGAGGAUCAGGGUCAUCGAAAAUUGUUCAUGCCCAGAAGAUAGAACCCGUUACUGUCUCCGAGCUUAACAAGUUUAGUAUCUCAGCAGAACCUCAGAUCAUUGAGUUCCUCUGCACGGCUAAGGUUACUGGUAUCCAGACAGAAGAGGGAUGGUGCUACAUUGGGUGUGCAACGUGUUCAAAAAAACUUAUCCGUGAAACGGCAUCAUUCACAUGUGCUCACUGCAUUGAUACCAACGCUGUGGCCGCACUCAGGUACCGUGUGACCAUGACUGUGUCAGAUGAAAGUGAUACCGCGUCUUUCCUCGGUUUUGACAUGGAAAUUGCCAAAUUGACAUGCCUUCAGGCUUCUGAGGCUGCACAAAUUGUGGGAGUAGGUCAUGAUGCUCAAGUCGACACCGACCUGCCACUUUCUCUUGCUGGUGUUGUUGGGAAAACAUACACUUUUCAACUGAAGUUGAACGAUUUCAAUUUCUCCUCCAAACACCAGACCUUCACCAUUUCCAGGAUCUUUCCUGAGAGUGCACUAGCACCCACACCCACCUUUGCUACACAUGUGGGAAACCCUGGCACUGGUGGAAAUAAGCCAUCAACCUCCGCUAAUACAAGUGAUAAGCGUCCACCGCAGGGAAAAUCCAAUUCUGAUGUUGAUGAAAAUGGAAGGAAUAAGGCUCAUGUGGGAUGA
Eruca vesicaria subsp. sativa (arugula) is the source of this 1311-nucleotide messenger RNA. The record is from the annotation of a GenBank genome assembly. Lineage: Eukaryota; Viridiplantae; Streptophyta; Magnoliopsida; Brassicales; Brassicaceae.